Molecule: messenger RNA, 2177 nt
Organism: Saimiri boliviensis boliviensis (Bolivian squirrel monkey)
Lineage: Eukaryota; Metazoa; Chordata; Mammalia; Primates; Cebidae
Source: RefSeq, a predicted model, not a curated record
AUGACCAGUGCUCACCGCCGCACAGACGUGGGUCCCGGAGUGGGUGUCCUGCGGAGCUCAGCCCUCACCUUCCUCCUGUCCCUCGCCGCCCACUGUUCUGGGCCCCAGGACAAAGGUCUUUGCCCAGGAGGGACGGAUGCCAGCAGGGCCGACCUGUGGGCCAGUGCCAACCGCUCCCAGCUGCAAGGCUUCUGGUGCCAGCCGGCCAGCCAGCUGCCCCGGGACCAGCUCUCAGCCCUGAUCCGGAGGCUGGCCUCAUUACAGGUGCCCCUCCAGGCCUGGCAGCUCAGCUGCCUGGCCAACUUGGCGUCACGCUGUGGCCUCCAGGACGACUUCAUGCUCCACCCACCCAGCCUGCUGCUCUUCUACAACCUGAGCCAGGUGCGAGCAGCCGACUGCAGGGCCUUCAUCCGCCGUGCCGCCCAGGGGGACAUGGAGCUGCUGGGCCAUCUGCCUGACCAGAGGGUCGCCCUGUGGCGUGUGGCCCUUGCCUGCUUGGGGGGGCCCCUCCCUCGGCUCAGAGCCUCUGACCUGCAGCUGCUCGGGGUCCUGGUGUGUGACAUGGACGCAUCCAGCAUCGCCACCACAGACCCCCGUGUGCUGGAGAACCUGCAGCACUGCCCCCAGCUCACUGCCGACCAGCGCACUGCCCUCAACUCCCUGCUGGCUGGCGGGAGGACCCGGCUCGGGCCCCCUGGCUCCUGGACGGUGGAGGAGCUGCAGGCCCUGGGCCCCCUGGCUACUUACAUCAGCCCCCGCCUGUGGGCGCAGGUACAGGAGGCCGUGGGCCUGGGCUUCUUCCACAGCGUGGUGGCUGCUUGCCGGUCGGGGAGGCUCAGCCGGCAUGAGGUCAGGCACUUCGUCUCCAGCUUCCUGGAGUCCAAGGCCAAACCAGUGUCCUCGAGGCGCAGGCUCCCCAGAGGGAGAGCGUGCGUCCGAGGCCGCAUCACAGCCGCAACGCUGCAGGACAACCUCUUCCUGGUGCACUAUGACUGUGCACAGCUUGAGUCCUGCCUGGACAGCCGCGUCCUCACAGCCAACCUGGACCCCCUGCUGCAGCACCCGCUCCCCACCGAGUGCCAGCGUGUGGUCAAGGCCAAGCUCACACAGAUCUACCCUGGAGGCCUCCCGGAGGACCAGCUGCGGCUCAUCAGCUCACUGGUCUACCUGUACUCAGGCGCCGAGAUUGGCCAGUGGAACAUCACCUCCAGGGACACGGUUGUGGCUCUGCUGGCCUCAGACGUGGCCCUGGAGAACCAGACGGAGGCUGUGCUGCAGAAGUUUCUGGAUCACAACGGCACAGUCUCCAGCGCCUUGCUGCUGGCCAUUGGGGGUGCCCGCCUGUGCUGGAUGAGUCCUCAGCAGAUCCAGACCAUCCGUCCCCAGGAGCUCCGGCUGGCCGGAGCCCUGGACGUCUCCUCCUGCCCCCAGAGCCGGAAGGACGCGCUCUACACCAAGGCGCAGGAGGCCUUCGGCAGCAGCAGGACCCCGGCAGCCUACUACCGCCUCAUGCGCCCCUACCUCGGCGGUGCACCCGCGGAAGAGCUGCGGCAGCUGGCCCAGGCCAACAUCUCCAUGGACAUUGACACCUUCACCAGCCUGAACCCUCGUGUGCUGCAGAGCCUGGAUGUUGGCACCGUGAUUGCGCUGCUGGGUCCCAACGUGGGGGACCUGCAGAAGGCACGCAGCCACCCCGCCGUCAGGUCCUGGCUCCGCAGCCUCAGUAGCUCCGCCCUGGGCCAGCUGGGCCUGGACAUGGACCCCACCAGCCCCACCGGCUCAGCCCACACCACCAGCAGGCCCUCCGGCACCACACCCCAGGCGCCCCAUCUGGCCCUCACCUUGGCCCUGCCUGGGAGUGCUGCCCAGGCCUCCACCUCAGGCGGCCUGUGGGCCCCGCUGGGGUACCUGCCCCUGGCAGUGGCCCUGCCCUCCAGCCUCCUGUGGCUGCUGCACUCGGGGGCCUGAGGACCCGCCCUGCACUGCUCCCCAGGCACCUGUACCCUGGGUUCUGUGGACGGUCCUGCCUCGGGGUGGCUGGGUUCACAGGGGUCAGGGGUAGGAAAAACAGGGCUGCUGGGUGCAGCAGGAUGCCCACUUGGGCUGAGGGGGCAGGCUCUGAGCCAGGCCAACUGGAGGUGGCUCACACACACACAUCCACAGGUCCAGACUGCCCA